AUGUCUCCUUAUAGGUUGGUGUUUGGUAAAGCGUGUCACUUACCAGUUGAGUUGGAGCAUAGGGCAUUCUGGGCUAUGAAAAAAUUAAAUUUUGAUUGGAGUGCAGCCAGUGAACGAAGGUCGUUGCAAAUGAAUGAACUUGAUGAGUUCAGAUGUGAGGCUUAUGAAAAUGCCAAGAUUUAUAAGGAGAGAACAAAGGCUUGGCUUGACAAGAACUUAGUCAGGAAAGAGUUCCAACCAGGGCAGAAGGUACUUCUUUUUAAUUCAAGAUUGAGACUUUUUCCUGGCAAAUUGAAGUCAAGAUGGUCAGGACCAUUCACUGUUGUUCAGGUCUUCCCAUAUGGUUCUGUAGAAGUUCAGGGCAACUCAGGUGAUUCCUUUAAAGUCAAUGGCCAGAGAUUGAAACCAUACUUGGGUGGUACUUUUGAUCAAGCAAAGUCUAUCCUCCUUCUGAAGCCUCUCUAA
Messenger RNA from Humulus lupulus (European hop), 465 nucleotides. RefSeq lists its product as uncharacterized. The transcript has a single exon. The record is from RefSeq and is a predicted model, not a curated record. Lineage: Eukaryota; Viridiplantae; Streptophyta; Magnoliopsida; Rosales; Cannabaceae. Bases 1 to 465 code for a protein of 154 amino acids.